CUUAAUAAAAGCAGAUUGUCUUCAACAUUCUUUCCUACAAACUCCCUACUUCCCUUCCUCACACCCACUAACUAAUAUCUCUCUUUCUUUCUUUCUUGGCCUCUUAACCUAUCAACUUUAGAUUUAUAUCAUCUCCACAAACAUCCUUAGUUUCUCCGAACUUUCACAAAAAUCUCAAUCUCAAUGGCAAAACAACCACUCUGGUCUCCACCUGAGUUAGACGCCGCGUUCGGCUUCCCCUCCGAGUUCCCCUACGAGUUCGAAAUAUCUUCCCCGGCGGUGGAAUCCGUAGCAGGUUCAAGUUCAACAGAGUCAACAGAGAGCAGCGACGAAGAAGAAAGCUUCUUCGCGGGGUUAACUCAACGACUCAGUCAGUCAACACUCAACGAAACCCGGAACAAACUCGCCGCGGAGCCUAUCAACGCUUGGAACAAACCCCAAGCAACAGUUCAUCAUUCCACCAAAACUCGUGACAUGGCCGGGUCGCCUCAGUCCAUUCUGAGCGGAAUCGGUAGCUGGUCGACUGGAAGCAACCGGUCGGGUAACGGUAGCCCGAACGGAAACUCUCGUGUUCCGUCUCCUGUAACGGCGCCGUUUACUGAUCCGUGGGAAGUUAUUUAUGCUGCUGCAGGACAAGUUGCUAGGUUGAAAAUGAACAACCUAGUGGGUCCCGCACAUGUUAACUUGGUUCAGCCAGAAGUGAAACAGAAGCAAGAGUGCGGUUCCGUUUGGGAAACGGAUCCUAAUUGGUUGCUUCAUCAACGACAGUUACUGAUUCAGAACAGGAGGCGUGAACUAGGUUACGAAACUGGAAGAUGUAACGUUCCUAUGUCUUUUCAACCUCAUCCUCAAAACCAACGGGUUCAACAAUAUACUGGAUCCGGGUUUCGGGUUCCGGUUCCGGGUGGAUCUUCUGUGAAAAAACCUUCUGGUGGAACCGGUGUAUUUUUACCUCGUCAUUAUGAUAAUAAUACUACUACCACCCCUUCAGCUUCUCACAAGAGAACUGGGUGUGGACCUGUUAUGCAACCGGUCAAGCCGGUUAACGGUUUGAAUUUGAACAUUGGGGACAUGAAUGUUACUGCUCAAAAUCGAUUCACAAAUUGUUUCACCAACGAUUUCGAUUUAUUGUUGGCCAGAAGAAACGCAGUUUUGAAGCAGCAAAGAUUAAUUGCCCUGCGGGAAGAAGCAGCCAGCUGUGAAAUUCGUCUACCGCAAGAAUGGACUUAUUGAGUUUUCUUCUCUAAACAAAGAAUGACACAUUUAAUCUCCAUGUUAAAGAAAGUAGCAGUAGGAACUUGUUGUUUGUGAAAGUUUUACAUGAUAUUUUGUUUUAAAUAGAUAAAAUUCAAUGGUGUGGUAGUUAAGGUUUAGUAACAAUAACAAAGUCCAGUUCUUGUGUAAGAAAGAUUUUAGCUUUUGGGAUAUGGUUUCAUCUUGUUUUAGUGAAAGAAUAGUAGUGUAGGGAAGCGCAUUUUAGCUAAUUAUAUUUAUUAAUAAUAUAAUAAAUAUUGUAAUAAUAUAUAAGUUAUUCA
This is a messenger RNA of Lathyrus oleraceus (garden pea), 1535 nucleotides long. RefSeq lists its product as uncharacterized. The record is from RefSeq and is a predicted model, not a curated record. The transcript is spliced from 4 exons. NCBI's taxonomy places the organism in Eukaryota, Viridiplantae, Streptophyta, Magnoliopsida, Fabales, Fabaceae. Bases 184 to 1233 code for a protein of 349 amino acids.